AUGACGUCACCGCAGAAAGAAGAAAAAGCCUCGAGCAGCUCUUUGACAUUAGUGCUAAUGGUUGCUUCUGCAGCCAUUGGAGGAACUCUGCAGUAUGGAUACAACCUGGCCAUCAUGAAUGCACCCACUACCGGACACAAUAUUUUCUGUAUAUGUGUAUUGACCAUGCUUACUGGUAACAUUAUGGUUCGCGGUGCAUCUCAAUCAUUAGUUUCCAUGUCCAUUCGCUUCGGGAGGAAAAAAUGCCUGCUGCUCAGCAACAUUUUCCUCCUUAGCGGUGCUCUCUUGGCUUUGACAAGCCGAGCCGCCGGGUCUGUUGAGAUGAUCAUCUUGUCACGUGUCCUUAUUGGAAUAAAUGCAGGAAUCAGCAUGAACGUCCAACCGAUGUAUUUUGGAGAAAGCGCACCAAAGCAUCUCGGGGGGGCUGUGUCCUUGACCUCUGCUGUUUUUACAGCCUUUGGAGUCGUGUUAGGACAAGUGGUGGGACUCAGAGAGAUUUUGGUCAGUGAGUCGUGUUGGCAGUAUCUUCUUGCCAGUAAUCCCAUUCCUGGCUUGAUUCAACUCUUUACCCUGCCCUGAUUCCCAGAAAGCCCCAGAUACUUACUCAUCGACAGGGGGGACAAGGAGGCCUGCAUCGAUGCUCUACGGCGGCUGCGUGGCUGCGAGGUCCAGAGCAGCGAGCUGGCUGAGAUCCUGCAGGAACAAGCUGAAACCAACGGCAUGAGGCCCAGCCGGCCUUGGGAGCUUUUUCGCGACUGCUCCGUGCGAUGGCAGCUCGUCUCCGUCAUGGUCAUCAGCAGCGCCAUGCAGCUUUGUGGCAACGACUCGAUCUACUUCUAUGCAUCUUAUGUUUUUAAAGACGCUGGAAUAUCGAAUGACCAAAUCCAGUAUGUGACAAUCGGCACGGGCACGUGUGAAUUCACAGCCUGCAUCAUGUGUAACCUGCUGAUCGAGCGCAAAGGUCGGAGGUAAAUGCUGAUGGGAGGCUUCAUCUUCAUGACCGUCUGGGCCGUUGUCUUCACCAUUGCUUUGUCUUUUGAACACAUAAUAUCAUGGAUGCCUUACUUAAUCAUGGCCUGUGUCUUCAACUACAUCCUCAGCUUCGGCAUGGGACCAGCUGGUGUGACUGGAGUCCUGCCCACCGAACUCUUCAAUCAAACUGCUCGGCCGGCGGCCUACAUGAUCGCCGGGUCCAUGAUGUGGCUCAACCUCUUCAUUGUAGGAAUGAUUUUUCCAUUUCUAGUGAGCGAGAUGCGCCAGUAUUGCUUCGUGCCUUUUGGGACAGUGUGUCUGCUCUCUGCGCUGUACGUGGGGCUGGUGCUGCCGGAGACCAAGGGCAAGUCGUUAUCAGCCAUCAUCGGCGAAUUCCACAAGCUUAACUUCAAACACAAGGAGCGAGCGUACAGCAGCCAGAGUCAGUAUCAACUGGGCGAAGUGUGUGCAUCCACUGCCUUGUAG
This is a messenger RNA of Phycodurus eques (leafy seadragon), 1458 nucleotides long. RefSeq names its product solute carrier family 2 member 11a (gene slc2a11a). Lineage: Eukaryota; Metazoa; Chordata; Actinopteri; Syngnathiformes; Syngnathidae. The transcript has 13 exons. Gene Ontology annotation, cellular component: membrane. Gene Ontology annotation, molecular function: hexose transmembrane transporter activity. The record is from RefSeq and is a predicted model, not a curated record. Gene Ontology annotation, biological process: monosaccharide transmembrane transport.